GCUUACGGGCCACAAUUGAUGCCGUACGGAUGCCGAUGCCGUAGUUAUUCGUGUUUGCUCCCCCAUCAACUGAGCGCGCCUCCCUCGAGUCCCAGCUUUGUGGCCCUCCUCCCCGCCGCCGCCGCCGCCGACGACGACGACAUGGCGAGGAUGGCCUCGCGAACCCUCCCUAUCUCCGUCAGAUCUCGUCUGUCUCUUUCUCCUCCGAUCUCCACGGCGAUCUGGUCGGGGCCGACGGGCGAAGCUUCCUCCUCGCGUUUUCUUUCUUCUCCGCUUCUUCUCUCCGGCACUCCCUAUGUUCCCUACAGGACAGUUUUCCAUCUAUCCUCUAGCUAUUCGCGCUCUAUGGUGGCUUCCCUCGGGUUCUCGGCGAACCUCCGAGGAUUUCGGAAGGUGAGACGCCCGCAAGCUGCGAUGAGGAAGCAGGUGCCGAAGGACAAACAGCUGCAGCUUGAUGUCAAUAUUAUUCUGGAAAAAGCAUUGCCCAAGGACCCUGAAGUUUUGAACAUUGCUGAAAUGUUAAAGCUGAAUGUUUCAAUGGCAAUGAAAAUUGCAUUCGAUGGUCUUAAGGAUUCAGAGUAUAAGACAAGGGACACCUCUAUAUGUGAUGUUGGCAAAUUUGAUAAGGUUGAACUUUCGGUAUUGCUUUGCAAUGAUGAAUUUAUCCAAAAUCUGAAUAAGGAAUGGAGGGGCAAGGACCAGGCGACAGAUGUUCUAUCAAUGUCUCAGCAUAUAGCUGAACUUGAUCUACCUGUUCUAAUCCUAGGUGAUAUAAUAAUAUCUGUUGAGACAGCUACAAAACAAGCGGAGGAGCGAGGUCAUACCCUUCUUGAUGAAAUACGAAUUCUCAUGGUUCAUGGUUUGCUGCAUCUUCUUGGGUUUGAUCAUGAACUUAGUGAUGAUGCUGAAAAAGAAAUGGAAAAUGAGGAGAGAUUGGUGUUGAAGAGUCUUGGAUGGAAAGGAAAAGGCCUAAUAAAGAGUGCAACAGAUGCUGCAGGAGAUCGAACCCUUCCCAAUGACAUCUUAGAGGUAAAUGUAGUAAAGGAUUCAAAGAAAGCAGGUAGCCUGAGAUUCUACAAACCCAAAUUCAGUUAUAUCUUUUGUGAUAUGGAUGGCACACUUCUAAACAGUAAAAGUCAAAUUACUGCAACUACUGCAGAGGCUAUACGGGAAGCAGUAUCCAGGGGAGUAAAAGUAGUUAUUGCUACUGGAAAGACUCGCCCUGCUGUCAUAAGUGCACUCAAGAUGGUUGAUUUGGCUGGGAAAAAUGGUGUUAUUUCUGAGUUUUCGCCUGGCAUAUUCUUACAGGGAUUGCUUGUUUACGGAAGACAAGGACGAGAAAUUUCUAGAAGUAAUCUUGACCUGGAUGUUUGCAGAGAGGCACUUUCAUAUUCUCUGGAGCAUGAAGUUCCUGUGAUAGCAUUUUGUCAGGAUCGUUGUCUCACAUUGUUUGACCAUCCUUUGGUUGAUUCACUCCAUACAGUAUAUCAUGAGCCAAAGGCAGAAAUUAUGCCUUCAGUUAAGCACCUUCUUGCAGCUGCUGAGAUACAGAAACUUCUUUUCUUUGAUACGACCGAGGGUAUUUCUCGUACUUUGCGGCCAUAUUGGGCAGAUGCGACAAAGGGCAGAGCAAAGGUUGUCCAAGCUCAACCUGAUAUGCUCGAGAUUGUACCUGCUGGAACCUCAAAGGGUGAUGGAGUAAAAAUACUGUUGAAUCACCUUGGUGUUAGUGAAAAAGAGAUAAUGGCUAUUGGUGAUGGUGAAAAUGAUAUCGAGAUGCUCCAGUUAGCAUCAUUGGGUAUUGCACUUGCCAAUGGAUCAGAAAAGGCUAAAGCUGUUGCCAAUGUGAUUGGAGCUAGCAAUGAUGAAGAUGGGGUGGCAAAGGCAAUUUAUGAAUACGCAUUCUGAUGUUCAAUUGCAGCAACAGAUGGCUGCUCUAGAGUUUACUUUUCAGGGAUAAUGCAAGAAAAAUGAAACUAAAGCAGAAACAAGGUUGCUUGGGUUCUACAAGUUACUAAAGUCGUAGAUCAUUGUUUUAAGCUGGUGCUCAACGCCAGUUCAACAUUGUAUUUUAGGCCAAUGUCAUUGUUUUCAGAUUCUGUAUUUAAUCCAUUGCAAUUUACGAAUUUGCAAUAAUGACGAUAAGGUUCAUAAUCCAACUUGAUGUUGCA
Messenger RNA from Zingiber officinale, 2171 nucleotides. Its product is annotated as endoribonuclease YBEY, chloroplastic-like. Gene Ontology annotation, biological process: rRNA processing. The record is from RefSeq and is a predicted model, not a curated record. The transcript has 12 exons. Gene Ontology annotation, molecular function: metalloendopeptidase activity. Bases 19 to 1908 code for a protein of 629 amino acids. NCBI's taxonomy places the organism in Eukaryota, Viridiplantae, Streptophyta, Magnoliopsida, Zingiberales, Zingiberaceae.